Messenger RNA from Octopus sinensis (East Asian common octopus), 6173 nucleotides. RefSeq names its product myosin-2 heavy chain-like. Bases 1 to 5778 code for a protein of 1925 amino acids. The transcript is spliced from 15 exons. NCBI's taxonomy places the organism in Eukaryota, Metazoa, Mollusca, Cephalopoda, Octopoda, Octopodidae. The record is from RefSeq and is a predicted model, not a curated record.
AUGACUGAACCAAGCAAAAAAGGCACCCAACCUGUGGAGAAUGUUGCAGAAUUUGAGCUGCGAGAACGUGCUUUAAUUCAUGGUUACAAUGCCGAGAUAGCAAAGUACAAGCUAUUGGUUCGGAAACUUCGUCAAGAACUUGGCUUUCGCAACACCAGUCACCUCUCACCAAAUAAAAGCCUACGUCCCGAACUCAGCAGUUGUCUAGAACAUAAUGAGCUGAAGCAGUAUUUACUGCGUCAGGUAAAGAAACUUCAAGACGAACUGGACAAAAACUCUCAGUGUGUGUCUGAGUUGCUUCAUGAACUCGAAGUUAAGAAGGCUGCAGAGACGGAUUUAGAAGAGAGGUUAGAGAAAGAAGCGAAGGGACACCAGCAGGCCAAAGCUGCUGUGUCUGAGAUGAGAGAGAAGCUGAAGAAAUUGAAUGAAAGAUGUCGUUCGUCGUCCUUCGAGGCAGAAAAAACUUAUUUAACAAUCAACAGUGAGAUGUUUGACAGUGGAGAUUGUGUUCUGUCUUGCAAAGAGAACAAAGAUGAGGAAUUUGCUUUGGGUGUUAAGAAAUCUGAUGAAAACCAGUCUGAGCAUAGUGAUGGGAACAAGGAGGCAAGGAAUAAAAUAGUCAAGACGAAGAAAGAGAGUCCUCUUUUGAGCAUCGAGAAUCAAAAUGACACGAAACUGUCUGUGUUUGAUAAUCAUAACUUGAAGGAUAAAAUAAUUAAUAAGAAUAAGGAAAUCUUGAAAUUACAAGAGACACUGCUUUCAUAUUCAGAACUGGACUCCAAAUAUCAAAAGAAAAUCAAAGAAAAUGAGGAACUUUUAUGCAAAGUUCAAAAGCAUGGAACUCUCGAACGUGAUCUUAAAAAGAAAGUGAAAAAUUUAGAAGCAAAAGUAGAAAAGAUAGUGGUGUUUGAAGUUGAGAUAGAGAGCCAAGUUGCCAUCAUUAAACACCUUCAAUCAGCGGUGGAUGAGAAAUCUAAAUUAUUGUCUGAUCUUCAGAGUCAGAAUGGUGGAGAAAGUCCCAUGUUGAAACGGAAGAUGGAAGAGAUGCAAACUGUGAUGGAAGGUUUGCGUGAAAUGGUCGAUGACAGCACAAAAGAACUGGCCAAAAAUAAUGAGAAAAUCAGUGAUUUGGAAAACAAAGAAAAGAUGGUGUCUUCUCUUCAGACAGAAUUGGAAACCUUGAAAUCUUGUCAGAGUAGUUUGAAGUCUGAGGCUAAGAUUAAGUCUGAUUCUCUUCAGAGUAAACUUGAUGAGUUGCAAUCUGAGAAAGACAAGGUCUGCAAAGAAAAAGAUUGUUUAGAGAAUGAAGUGAUUCAGUUGAAAGAGCUUGUUGAGAAGAAAACAGAAGAAAUGUCUAGUUUGAGAACAGAGCUGAAAGCCAAAGACAUUGAGAGUGAGAAAGAAAAUGUAUUGGUUAUCAAUAACUUGAAGAAUACAUUACACAAUGCAGUAAGUGAACGGGAAGGUGUGGUGCAGGAAUUGGCAGAAGCUAAAGAGAAACUGUUGGGAAAAGAUGAAGAAAUCUGCCAAAUGUCCAAAAAGAUUGAGGAAUAUGAGAAAAAAUUAGAAGACUCAAAGACUGAAUUGGAAGCUGUUCAGGAAAAGAAAAGUAUUGAAAGUGAUGCUCUGAAUGAUAUAAUUAACGAGAUGAACAACAAAAUAGCUAGCAUGAACCUACUGAAGGAAAAACUUCAGAAAGAAAUAGUGAAUGUUGCGGAACAUUUGAAAUCUUUGAAAACGGAACUGGCUACAGUUCGUCAACUGAAAUUAGACAUGGAUGACAAUGUGAAGAGCUAUAUGGCAGAUCUGAAGUCUAACCUGAGUGAAAUUACUGGUCUUACUACUGCUGCUGCUGCUGCUCACUGUGAUAAGUCGAUGUUGACCGAUUUGGAGAUGCUGCCUGAAAAGAAGGAAAUUGAAUCUCUGAAUUUGAAGAUAGUUGACUUGGAGAAAGAUCUGGAAGACAAUGUUCAUGUGAGAGAAAAUUUUAUGAUUGAAAUUUCCUGCCUUGUGGCAUCAUUGAAAAAUAAAGACCAACAAAUAGAAAAUUUAACCAAAGACAAAAUCCAGGCAUCUGAGGAAGAAUCUUCAGAGAAGAAAGUAAAUCUUGAAAGUGAUGUUGGAUCUGAACACACAAGGAAUCGAUUGUCCAGUGAGAAAUCCGAUGAUCUGAGUUCAUCAUCAUCAUCAUCAGGUGAGAAACAGCACCACCAGGUGUCACCACCAAAGAAACCAGCCCGUCAGUCGGCACCAACGAAGCCAAGAAGACAGUCAUUAUGUAAGAAACAAGAUGGAGACACACAGACUUCUCCUGAGAAGCAGGACAGGGUUAAACAGACAACUCCUGAGAUGCAAGUCGGAUCCACGCAGACGUCUCCUGAGAAGCAGGAGAGACUUUCAAAUAUGACAAAGAAAGCAAAACAAGAAGAAAAUGAAGAAACUAUGCAGAUGGAUGAAACCAAUUCAGAGAACUUUGGUGACAAGCAUCAUGUGAACUUGAUGAAACAAGAGCUGGGAUCGAUGGCGUCAAAACUGGAGUCUUUGCAGAAGUUCUACGACGACGAGAAAUCCUUAAACGAUGAAGUUAAGUCUGAACUGAAUGAUGUCAAGGUGAAGCUGUCCGAAGUGAAAGCUUCAUACGAGGCCGAGAAAUCUGUGACUCACCGGCUUCGUUAUGAUCUAAAUGAUGUGAGGAGCAGCUUGAACGAGGUGCUUGAAUCAUACGAGCAGUUGAACCUAUCCCGGAGCGUAGUGCUUGGCGAUGAUCAACCUGAGGUUAAUGAACAGACAAUAAAGUCGUUACUUAACGAGCUUACCCUGCCACAGCAGGACAUCAUCAACGCCCUUCAAAAACAAGGACAAAGUUGGAAGAGAAAGUAUGAAGAAACAUCACUGGAACUUGUCUCAGAGCGCCAGAAACUUCUGGACAGUCAGCAUCAACCUGACUUCAACACCAAAGCGGAAAAUAAGAAGCUCAGAAAAGAACUGAUGUCAAUAGAAAAACAGCUGAAAGAGGUUCAGUCUCAACAUGAAAUCCAUUUGAUCACCAUGGAAACGGAAAGGAUGACGAAAGAGUUGAUCGAGGAACGUAAGCGCAGCGAGGACCGUCAUCUGCAAGAGGACAUGUCGAGGUUACGGCAUCAGUUGCAGCUGGCGAAAGAAAACAGUGAAAAAUAUUCAAAGCUUAAAAUCGAAGUGGAAUUAUUGAGGGAUGAGAAUAAUAAUCUAAAGAAAGAGAAAUUAGAUGUUCCAGUUGAUGAUAAAGUAGAUGAGGAUAAAAUAGAUAAGGAUAAAGAUAAGCGGGAUUGUAAAUCCAGUAAAGAAGACAUGGAUUUAGGUGACAUGUCAACGGCUAAAGGGAAGGAGGAUUCGGAGGAGACAUCAAAGGCAACAGUUGCUACGCAGACGGAUCUCGACAACAAGGAAACCUGCGAUGUGUGUGAACUGAUGAAGACCGAGAAGCAACAGUUGGCCGAAAAACUCAAAGUAAGUCAGAAAAAGAUCCUUGCUUUCGAAGAAGACGUGGACGUUGCAGAAACUCCGCCAUUCAGUCGAGUCGGUAGCAGUCGGCAGCUGCGGCGGGAGAAGAUUUUGGCAGAAACUGCCAAGAUGGAAGCGGAAUUUGCUCUGAAAGUUGCACAAGAGAAAAUUCUCACGCUGACCAAAGACCUUGAAAAGCUUCAAGAGACUAAAUGCCAAGAGCCUUCUCAAAAGGAAGUUUGGUCGGUGCCAUCAAAGUCCUGCAGUUGCCAAACGAACGACAUUUCUCUCAUUGAAGACAAAAAUGAAGAAUUCAAGAAACUAAAAGAUGAUCUUGAAAUGGAAAGAAGACGAAUUGUCACAUCACAACAAGAUCUUCAGCAGAAGUCCUCUAUUAUUGAAACCCUGAAAAUGUCCCUAAAAGACCAAGAUGACACCAUUGUAGAGUUGGAAGAUAUUAUGAAGAGGAAGGAGUCCAAGAUCAAUACUCUUGAAGAAGAAUUGCUACAAAAAGACGAAAAAGAUAGAAAGAGAGUUGCUGCAACAUCCGACAAAUGUGAGCAAUGCAGGUUAUCACUUGUUGAAGGAAACGCACCAGAAACGAUGGAGUCUUCCAAUGGCUCGGAGGGCACCAGCAAAGAUAGCAAUCUUCAAACUGUUGUUUCGCACCAAACGAAAACCAUCCAAACAUUGAGUCACGAGAAAUCCCAAACGGAACUCACUUGCAAAAACAUGAACCUGGAAAUGCAGCACAUGAAGAUGGCUUUGGCAGUGAUGGAAUGUGAAAGAGAUUCACUGCGAAAGCGGCUGGAGAUGGUUUCCGGAAAAUCAGUGCAAAGUCCAACCACAAAUACACAGGGAGCUGCUACAAAAUCUCACCAAAGUCCCAUGGUGAGUGCCCAUUCAGCUGCUGGGAGAUCUUUCCAAAGUCCUGCAAUAAAAUCCUCAAUCGCUUCUGCAAAGUCUCAGCCAAGUCCUUCAAGGCUGAUGCCACCACCACCAUCAUCAUCAUCAUCAUCUUCAGAGAGGAAAGACAAUGGAAAUGGUGCUGCCCAAAAUACAAAAUCCGUGGAAGAGACUACGCCUGGAAAAGGUAUAAUGUUACGAAAUGUUGAGCAAUGGCGCAAACAGAAAGCUCUUGUGGUAAACAGCAUAAAGAAAGCUAAUGUAGAAAAAAUAGCUACAACUCUAUCAAAUUCUCAAGCACCCAAGACAUCACAUUCGGUUCAUAAGCACAACAGCCCUGCACCAAACUCUGCGGUCCCAUCGCGUCUUUGCAACAAUGUCACUAGUUCUUUGCAUAGAUCACCUUCCACCUGCCGUACCCAGCGUCUGUGUAACAUGAAGCAAAAUACUAAUACUGGCACCAGCAGCCCUGUUCCAUCAAAGAAAGUGAUAGUUUCCAGUGAACCAAGUAAAACUCCACAAGUUGAGGGACCCCCUGAAUCUGCUGAAUCACCACCAAUGUCACCAGGGAUACCAACAGACCGAAAGAACUACAGAGAAAUCGAUGUGACCCCACCGGUAGCUAUCCGGGCCUUGAGAAGGAAUCGCAAGCGAAAGCCAUUGGAGACCUCCCCUCAGAAAAAUCUUCUGAACAGUAGUAAAUAUUCCAUUUCAUCAAAAGCUCUAAACCUGUGCCACAAAGCAAAUGUAUCGGAUGAGCAACCUAAUUCAUCAGCUCAGGGAGAAGAAGGUGAAGCAGUUAGACAAUUGCCUCCAAGACGUUCGAAGUCCGUAGCUAUAAAGAAAAUCCAAAGCCAAAACAGUUUCUUGAAGAACUCUCCCGUCUCAGUAGACUCUCCAGUCUCGAAGAACUCUCCAGUCUUGAAGAAGAAGAAAGAAAGCGACUCCGAAGACAUUUCUCUAGAGACCGGCACUCCGCAAGGAUCUCCGCAGAAGAGUACAAUGGAUCGGAUCCGUAACCUGAAAAACAGCUUCCGCUCCUCUUCUUUCCGCAAAGCUCGGAAUUUACUGAAACCAAACAGCAAUGUCUCCUCCCCAGUUUAUGAUUCUCCGAGAAAUCAAACAGUGAAACCGAGUGUAGCCUCGACAACAAAGCCCUCCAAAACGGCCAUCACCUCAGAUACAGAAUCUUCCAACAACAAGAAUCUACAAAACAUUCUCACAAACACCACUACACGUUCAAGGCGGCGACUGUACAAGGAUCAGAUUGUCGGACCGAUGGACUUUGUGAACGUCACAGCAACAACAACUCUAAAACCAAAAGAUGAUGUCUUCAACAGUCUCAUGCAUCAACUUCGAAACAGACGUAGAGAAACUCAAUACAAAUCUUAAAACAAAGGAAACGUUUUAUUUCUCUUCCUCUACUUUCUGUUUUAUUAUUUGUUUCUUUGCGCGAUUAUUUUAUGCAAGAAAACAUAAUUUACAUUGUUUGUUUUUUUAUUUUUAUAUUGUAUUUUUAAAUCAAUCCUGCCUUGUCGUUCACCUCCUCUUCCUUCUCCCACUACUCCUUUCCAGUAUCUUUUCCCUCCUAUGUAUUUGUUACAUUCUUUUCUUCUUCCUUCAUUACUUCUUGCCUUCUCUUGUCUUUCAUUUCACCUUCACUUCUUUUCAAUACUUUCUCUUUUGCAAACACAUACACACAUACAUUCAGACGUUUACAUACAUAUAUACACAGACACAUGCAUUCACACACACACACACAUGUAUAAUAACUUACGCUCACAGAU